Molecule: messenger RNA, 1299 nt
Organism: Gekko japonicus
Lineage: Eukaryota; Metazoa; Chordata; Lepidosauria; Squamata; Gekkonidae
Gene: CDHR5
Product: cadherin related family member 5
Exons: 11
Biological process (GO): homophilic cell-cell adhesion
Cellular component (GO): catenin complex; plasma membrane
Molecular function (GO): cadherin binding; calcium ion binding
Source: RefSeq, a predicted model, not a curated record
AUGGAUCUUUUCAGACAGUCUUGGACCUGCGUGCUUUUCUUAAUGGCAGCAGUGAUUCAUGUUCAGGCGCAGACAACAGAAUGUUACGUCAAUAAUGACAAUCCUCAUGUAGAGGAGAACAACCUUCCUGGGUAUGUGGUUACCACCAUUGUGAAAGGCCCUGGUGUCACAGUCACAAUUGAUGCCGAAGCAACAGAGAACCCUGAAUUUUUUGAGAUUAACGGCACACAGCUAAUCCUGAAACAUUCAUUGGAUUAUGAGAAUACAUCAGCAAUAUCUGUAAUGCUAAAGUGCUGGAGCGGUGAUGUGGAAAUAACUACUGUGGGCAUAACUGUGUCUGUCAUCGACAUGAAUGAUAACUCCCCUGUGUUCAAGGAAGCUAACAUCACUGUCAGUAUUAAUGAGGACACCAAAGUGAACACGACUGUUGUGCCCCAGGCGGAUGUAACUGCUACUGAUGCUGACUUAGACACAGUAUUUUACAGCCUUACAGGAAGUCCACUGGAAGCAACUGACUAUUUUAAUAUACAAGGAGUUAAUAACCCAGCAAUAUACUUGCACAAGGCCCUGGACUAUGAAACACUGAACUUCAUGCAGUUGACUUUAUAUGCCAUGGAUGGGAAUGCUAAUGCAUCAGGCACUCACACAGCCACAGCGACGAUAACCAUACAUAUCCUACAGGCUGACCUCAGACCUCCCUGGUUUCAGCCGUGCACUUUCAUCGCAGGCAGCAAAGUGUGUAUCAAUCGUGGCUACACCGGCAGCGUCAACAUCUCAGAGAUGAUGGUAUAGCCCUUGAUUCUGAAACCAGGACCUCUCUAUGCUGUGGAUGGGGACAUAAGUUUGAAUGAAAAAAUAGAAUAUAGCAUAGUUGAUGGAAACGACAAUGACACAUUCUCAGUAAACAGAGAUACUGGGAACAUAACAAUGAACAAGCCUGUAAACACUCUAAGAACAUUUCUGUUGUAUGUCAUGGCCUCCCAAGCUAAUAAUCCAUUCAGAUAUUCCCAAACGGUGGUGGAAAUCAGUAUUGUGCGUAGAAAUGACUACAAGCCCCAGUUUGAGAAGACUGCUUACUUAGGAACAGUGCCUGUGGACCAACCUAUUUACAGUCUGGUAAUGGAUGCUGAAAUACCUUUGAGACCCCUGCGGAUCUUUGCUGCUGAUGAAGACUUUCCAGACAAAGUCAACCCUGAUGUCACAUACCAAAUCCAAAAUAGCACAGAUUUUACCGUUAGCCAAGAUGGAUUCCUCCUGACUGCCGUGGUUCUGAGCUCAGCCUCCACCAUAACACUUUUG